AUAGAGAUAUCUGCUGAAUGUCUCUCAAAACAAAUAGAUGAGGACAGUGAAGGAUGUGUAUCUGCUCUGCUGGAAACCAGUGUUAAACAUUCUCCCUACUUUGACUGGGUUGUUGCUCAUCUUGGAUCCUGCUUUCCUCAUACUCUCAUCAGGAGAGUUCUAGCCUUCGGUUUCACGGAUUUUCUGAGUAUAUCCAGUCAGCAUUUGGAGCAGGAGGGGCGGAUCAUUAUUCACAAGGCUCCUAAGCUGAUGAGUGUUAUGAGUAUUCUUUCCCAUCUUGGUAGAAACCAUGCAACUGUCCUCCAGGAGUUCAUGUACAGUCUUAUCCUAGCUUCACUUACUCCAGAUUCAUCCAGUGUACAACAGCGGAGUACAGUACCGUACAUACUCUUCCUGUGUUCAGUAUCUCCUCAGCUAUCUCAAGCACUAGUUCUGAAUCUACCAAAACUUUUAACUCAAUCAACAAUUUCAAUUCUACAAACCUUAGUACCUCUCUGGAACUCUGAAUACUUCUCCUCUGUGGAGAACUUGCUACUGGAACUGGUUACCAAGAUUUUACUCUCGUCGGACAGUGGUGUUGGAGAGGUUUUGUUGAUUUUGAUAAAGAAAGGAUCCGAAGGAGUUUCAGACGAUACUGCUCGGUGCUCCAGGAUGGUUGUCAACUCUGUUAUAUCAGCCUUGUUCCAGCUGGUCCACGGUCGGUCAGUCCAAAGAGGCGAUAAAUCUCUAGUUGUUGAGAGUUUAACUUCUAUUUUACCUCUUCUACUUGACCAGCUCCAGAGCUCACAAGAGUUCCUAAGAUCCUCUUCUUUACAGCUUCUUGUACUCUACGCUAUACACAAGGGAAGAAGUUCUACUAUCCAUAUCAUUAAGUAUCUUCUAUUCUCUUGUUCGUCCAAGGAGGAGCUAACUGUACUGGUCAGCUUUAUCUCUCAGGUUGAGAUGUUUCAUACAGGAUGUGUUCCCAGUGUAGUGACACAAGGACUUAAGACGAGGGAAGGAGAUAUGAAAAGGUUCCUGAAGAAUCUAGUUCUCCUGGUGGAGGCGGAGAAGGCUGGAACCCUGGACUCCAAGUCCUCAUUUAUACAAGGAGUUAGAUCCAACCAAACCUUGAUAGCAGAGAAACUUGUUCAAUCUGGUCUAGCUGAUUCUUCUCUUCAUCUUUUCAGAGUUGUCCCCCUGGUGUCUGGAUUGAGAAUUAACAGUCUGCAUCGGAUAGCGCACUGUCUGAUUGAACUCUUCUUCUCUACUCUGGUAGAAACUAGGCUAAUAGAAGAAGAUAGAGAUAAUAUACUCCAUAAUACAGAGAUAAUUCUCAGGGAUGUUUGUAAACAACAGAGUGGUUUAAAUAUAGUUCUCAGAUUUAUUCUAGAAGCAAGCAUUCAUUCGCCUUACUCAUCCUUCCUUACUUCUCAAAUACAGACCCCUGAGAGCUGGAAGACGACCUCUAGGCUACGCCAGACCGCUAAGCUAUACAGAGAGAACUUCAAGUUUGGCUCUAUGCCUGUUCAACCUCUGGGGUCAAGCACUGUCUUUCACGCCGGAGUUAUAGGUGAUGGUAUCAGAGCAGGAGCUCCCUCCUCUAGAAUAUCUGAAGAAGAGAGUUCUCUUCUACGUCAACUUGUCUCUGGGAUUAUUAUCAGACUAUGUGAAUCCGUAGGAUCAGACGAUGAAGAUGAGAAGAGGAUGUCCCAGCAGUCCCUGGAUGAUGGUUGUAAGAAACUAUCCCUGAUCCUUGUAGAGAUCAUAUCUCCUGAUAUCAUGUACAAUGGGAUACCUUGGCCUGAAGAGGAGUUUAUAAAGGUAACUAUGGAGAGAGAUCUUGGUAUUUCUAAGAUGUUAACUCUGAACCCUCUACUCUGGAACCUACUGGAGCUACUCGCUCUAAACAAACCCGCACUCUGCUACUCAUCCGUUAUCAUCAGAGCUGCUGUAUCUGUAUGUAUAACACACUGGCAAGGAAGUGUAUGUACAAGACUAACAAACCAUCCUCUUCAGCUAAAUCUAACCAGGAAACCCAUUCUAACAAUUAUUCAAUAUUCUCCCUCUUUUCUCACAUCUUCAUCUUUUUUUGUUAAUUUCUCUUGAAGGGAUUGUUGACGG
Eurytemora carolleeae is the source of this 2103-nucleotide messenger RNA. Its product is annotated as integrator complex subunit 5. The transcript has 18 exons. Lineage: Eukaryota; Metazoa; Arthropoda; Copepoda; Calanoida; Temoridae. The record is from RefSeq and is a predicted model, not a curated record. Bases 250 to 2088 code for a protein of 612 amino acids. Gene Ontology annotation, biological process: snRNA 3'-end processing. Gene Ontology annotation, cellular component: integrator complex.